UCAGUACACGAUAAGCAGUUCUAUUUACUACGCAGUUACACCAUGCAUUGGUCAGCAUGUGAAGCUUGGCUCAUCUGACCAGCAGGCGGUCAUCUGCUCUUCACCAAAUACGGUCAGUGCGCGCUGAGUGUGCGCGAGCCUCCGCCGCCGCUGCUGCUGCCUGGCGCGUGUUUGAUCCUCUCAGAAAGCCAUGCCGUCAGAUCUUGCUAAGAAGAAGGCUGCAAAGAAGAAAGAGGCUGCCAAAGCUCGACAGCGUGUGAAAAAGCAUGAUGACGUGAAUGGAGAAGGAGAGCUUCAAGAUGCCCAAGUGAAUGGUGCAGUAACUAAUGGGGAGACAAAUGGAGAUGUUGCUGCUCUGACUAAGGAGCUGGAUGAGUUUGAGAUGCGUAAGAUGGAGGCGCGGGCAGUGACGGGCGUCUUAGCCUCCCACCCCAACAGCACUGAUGUUCACAUCAGCAGUCUGUCACUCACCUUUCAUGGCCAAGAGUUACUGAGCGACACAAGCCUGGAGCUCAACUCCGGCCGGCGCUACGGUCUCAUUGGCCUCAAUGGCACAGGCAAGUCCAUGCUCCUGUCUGCCAUUGGGCAUCGAGAAGUUCCCAUCCCAGAACACAUAGACAUCUACCACCUGACACGAGAGAUGGCCCCUAGUGAGAAGACAGCGCUGCAGUGUGUAAUGGAAGUUGAUGAAGAGAGGAUAAAACUAGAGAAGGAGGCUGAGCGAUUGGCUCAUGAGGACUCAGAGUGUGAGAAGCUGAUGGAGAUUUAUGAGCGUUUGGAAGAGUUGGAUGCAGACAAAGCUGAAGUUCGAGCCUCACGAAUCCUCUUUGGACUGGGCUUCACACCUGCUAUGCAGCAAAAAAAACUGAAAGAUUUCAGUGGAGGCUGGAGGAUGCGUGUGUCCCUUGCCAGAGCCCUGUUCAUAAAGCCCUUCAUGCUGUUGUUAGAUGAACCUACUAACCACCUGGAUUUGGAUGCCUGUGUGUGGCUGGAAGAAGAACUUAAGUCUUUUAAGCGAAUUCUUGUACUCAUCUCACAUUCUCAAGACUUUCUCAAUGGUGUCUGCACAAACAUCAUUCAUCUCCACCAGAGGAAGCUCAAGUACUACACUGGUAACUACGAUCAGUAUGUGAAGACCAGGGAGGAGCUGGAGGAAAACCAGAUGAAGCGGUACAACUGGGAGCAGGACCAGAUAGCUCAUAUGAAGAACUAUAUUGCCCGUUUUGGUCACGGCUCUGCAAAGCUAGCUCGCCAGGCUCAGAGCAAAGAAAAAACACUGCAGAAAAUGGUGGCCUCUGGCCUAACAGCUCGUGUGGUGAACGACAAGACUUUGUCGUUUUAUUUUCCUCCUUGUGGGAAGAUCCCUCCUCCUGUUAUCAUGGUGCAGAAUGUCAGCUUCAGAUACUCCAGUGACACACAUUUUAUUUAUAAGAAUUUGGAGUUUGGCAUUGACCUGGACACAAGAGUUGCACUUGUGGGUCCCAAUGGGGCAGGCAAGUCCACACUUCUCAAGCUACUGAUGGGAGAGCUUCUCCCCACAGAUGGAAUGAUAAGAAAGCACUCGCAUGUCAAGAUUGGCAGGUAUCACCAGCAUCUGACUGAGCAGCUAGAGCUUGACCUGUCUCCUCUGGAGUACAUGAUGAAGUGCUUCCCAGAAAUCAAAGAGAAAGAGGAGAUGAGGAAGAUCAUUGGGCGCUACGGCCUGACAGGGAAGCAGCAGGUCAGUCCCAUCAGGAACUUAUCAGAUGGCCAGAAGUGUCGGGUUUGUUUUGCCUGGCUUGCGUGGCAGAAUCCGCACAUGCUGUUUCUGGAUGAGCCAACUAAUCACUUGGACAUUGAGACAAUUGAUGCUCUGGCUGAAGCCAUCAGUGAGUUUGAGGGAGGAAUGAUGCUAGUUAGCCACGACUUCAGACUUAUUCAGCAGGUGGCUCAGGAAAUUUGGGUGUGUGAAAAACAGACCAUCACCAAAUGGAACGGGGACAUUUUGGCUUACAAGGAGCACUUGAAAUCCAAAAUUGACAAACAGACUCAUGAUAUAUAAAACCCAUGAGCAGGACAGACAAACUUUUCCACUGUGGAUUGAUUACCCUACUCUAUUUACCAGAUGUGCAAGACUGAAGGAAUUUUAAAUUGGACAAUGAACUCCAAUUUCCCAGCUGUUGAUGUGGAUUGCAUUCCAUUAUACUAUCAUCUAGGAGUGUUGACAACUUCCUCAAGAGCAAUCGUUUAAGCGUUCCCUGGUCUUAUAUCUCUUAAUGUACCUCUCAGAUUUCCCAGCAUCAGCACGUCUGUUUUAUUUAAAACUGUAAAGGCAGUAAUGAUUUAUUGAAAUAAAUAGAUUCAAUUAUGUUGGAGUAUAACAGUAGAACAUCAAAGUGUGCAGAAAACAAUUUUCAGAAUAUCUCACAUCAAAUCAUAACAUACAGUAUUCAUACCAAAAUAAUGAAUGUAGACAUAAAAUAGCAUUUUAAAAGGGGGUCCAAUGCUGUUUCAUGCAUGUUGAGGGGGCAGUCAUGGCCUAAUGGAUAGAGUCAGACUUGUAACCCGAAGGUGUAGGUGGGGGAGUGAAUAACCAGCGCUCUCUCCAUCUUGACUGAGGUGAGACCCUUGAGAAAGGCACCGCACCCCCGUCUGCUCGCCGGCUGCCGCAGCAUUAGCUGUCCACUGUGUGUUCACUGCGGGUGUGUGUUCACGGUGUGUGUGUGCAUGUUUGUUCACUACUCACUGCUGUGUGUGUGCACUUGGAUGGGUUGAAUGCAGAGCACAAAUUCCAAGUAUGGGACACCAUUGGCUUGGGCGGGUGGACAAAAUUUGGGCUGGUUUGGGGCCAGUUAGUCGGUUUUCAAACAUUUUGAAUGUAUAACUGUAUAAGUGAUCAUCAUAAUGGCUAAAUAUAAGUUACCAAUGAAUUUUGACUGUCAUGGUGUGUGCAUGAACGAGUGUGAAAUACCUGCUAUUUAUGUUGCUCUUUCUGAUCACUUACACUGGGCACUUUUUGCAUUUAAAUUGACUAUCCUGACUGUUGACUGUUGACAUGAUGCAUGUGUUUUUUUCGAGGGUAUCGGUUAAUUUAUUGAUUGCCGUUUUGACAGUGUCUGCUUGCAUAUUCUGGCGUUUUUUUUUUGUUGUUGUUGUUGUUGUUGGAGUGGGUGGGAUUUUGUGAGCUUUUGGGCAGGAAAUCGUCCAUCCAAUCUGGCAACACUGCCAUCAACAUGCUUCACUCAGUAGCGCUGCACAGGAAUUGCUCGGGAAAAUGUCUCUAAAGAAUUAUGUUUUUGUUUUUCCGGGGCAGCAAUGGAGUUUCGCAAGUGUAUUUGUUGAUGAACGUUUUAUAAACAAGGCUUAGUUUAACACUGGAUUUGCACAUCAUUUGAUACUGAAAGAUGGAGCAGUCCCAGCUGUAAAAGAUCCCGGUCAUGAUUGAGAACUGCAGAUGAUAAGUGAAACGGCAUCAAAUGUCUGCGUAACAGACACAUGGUUGAAUCCAGCUUCUUAUUUGGAGCUUCUGUGUUUUGUUGGCAAUCGGCGCUCAAGUGCCCGUCACUCUUUAGCUCCGCCCACGGUGUGACUCCAGAAGCUCGGCUGUUUUCGGAGAGAAUUGUAAAGCUGUAUCUUUCUUUUAUAAAUAUGCUAAAACUUUAGGUUACUCAUGUAACCCCGGUUCUCUGAUAACAUGAGUGAGGUAUCUCACUAUGGGAUUUGCCUCGGGCUUGACCAAUCUUGGAAGCACCAAUUACACCACGUCUGUCUGUUGACAGACCAAUCACGACAGUGAUGAGGGAGUCCCGCCUGCCCAAUAUAUCCACUGAAUAACGGUCCCCACCUCAUUCUCAGCAUAUCUCUUUCCCGUGCUACUGCAAGGAGGGAAGUGUGGUCAGAUACCUCUCUCAUGUUAUCAGAGAACCGGGGUUAUUGAGAAACCUAAAGUUCUCUUUCAAACAUUUGUUCGGUAUCUCACUAUGGGAUAUAGACAACUCCCGUAUUGCAGAUAUGCUGUUCGAAGCAGGCAUACCAACCAACUCAGUAAUGUGUGAAAACAAUAACACAAGCCCUCCAUGUAUUAUUCACAGAAUAGGAUUUAGACAUGUGAAAUAAAAACGAGUGUUUGUUUUA
Cyprinus carpio (common carp) is the source of this 4113-nucleotide messenger RNA. RefSeq names its product ATP binding cassette subfamily F member 2b (gene abcf2b). The record is from RefSeq and is a predicted model, not a curated record. Gene Ontology annotation, molecular function: ATP hydrolysis activity; ATP binding. Lineage: Eukaryota; Metazoa; Chordata; Actinopteri; Cypriniformes; Cyprinidae.